AUGAAAUCUUCUGCUCUCGCUUUAUUGAUAAUUUCAAUCGCUUACGGGGUUCAAGGUGAUGAAAUCACACGAGUACCUCGUGCUGCUGAAACAGAAAACACUUCUAGUACUUUACCUACAGUAGUUAAGACAGCUACUAUCAACGGGUUUGCUGAUAAGAUUUAUGACGAUUUGCCUGAAUGUGCUAAAGCAUGCGUGGUUCAAGAUGUCGGGAGGUGCCCAUAUUGGGAUACUGGGUGUUUAUGUGUCAUGGGUACUUUUGCCAACCCUGUUGCUAAUUGUUUUGCUGAUGAGUGUAAGGGUCAAGAUGUUGUUUCUGUUACAUCCUUGGCAUUUUCUCUUUGCUCAUCUGCAGGUGCUACAUGGAAUCUUCCAGCUACUAUCGCAGAACGUUUAGAUGCGGCAGCUACAGUGGAACCAGAAAUCACCAAUGUUCCUGAUUCUUCCCUGACCAAUAAUCCAUAUAGUACUUUCCCAUCAGUAGUCAAGACAGCCACCAUCAAUGGUUUUGCUGAUAAGAUAUAUGAUGAUUUACCUGAAUGUGCGAAGCCUUGUAUGACUCAAGAUGUUGGAAGAUGUCCAUAUUGGGAUACUGGAUGUUUAUGUGUUAUGGGAACCUUUGCCAAUCCUUUAGCAGACUGUGUUGCUGAUGAAUGUAAGGGUAAAGAUGUGGUGACUGCUACUUCAUUAGCUUAUUCUGUUUGUUCUGCUGCUGGAGUUUGGGAACCUUACUGGAUAAUCCCAACUUCCAUCAUUGAACGUUUAGAUGCUGCAGCUACUGAAGAAGUUGAAGAAGUCAUAACUACUGAGGUAACAAUAAUAACUACCGAAACUAGUGAGGGGCCCAAAGAAAUUUCCGCUUCUAGUGCAGAACCAGCAGAAACAAGU
Molecule: messenger RNA, 888 nt
Organism: Spathaspora passalidarum NRRL Y-27907
Lineage: Eukaryota; Fungi; Ascomycota; Pichiomycetes; Serinales; Debaryomycetaceae
Product: CFEM domain-containing protein
Exons: 1
Source: RefSeq, a predicted model, not a curated record